GUCAUCAUCUGUCGACACUUCCUCCAGUAGGACCGAGUAGGACUCUCAAACGUGAUGUGUUUGUUGUUAUUGUUGUCUUGUUCCUAGUUUUGCAGAAUUGUGCUUUCCUCAGUCAGGUAUUUCCAUUUCAGAACAAAUAAUGUCAGGGCGGUUAGAGAAAUUUGAGGAGCCUUUGAAAACAGACCUUGAGGAGUUGUUGGGUCGAUUUCAACGGACAGCUUCAGUACGAUAUGAGGAAUUCUCAACCAUCUGGAAAGACAUGGACUUCGGUGAAAUAUUUCAUGGAAUCAAGAAUCUGAAAGAGAAAAAUGAUUUCAGCCGCAUGGCAUUGAAUGCGGCUACCACUUACCUCCUACCGCCAUACCCCUUUCAGAUCCGAGUUGGCGGGGUUUAUAUUCUCUACGGUCUUUAUCAUUCACAGAGCGCCUUCCCAAAGCAGAAGAUCCGUCUGGCCUUGAAAGACUGGGAGGAUGUCCAAGCAUUCACUCAAGACGCCAUGGGCUCUAAGCACUAUGAUGUGGUGUACAUCUUGCACAAAUUGCUGGGUGCAAAAGCCUUUCACUUCACCGCCAUGCCUGUUCCGCUGGUAUUUCUAAGAGAUAAGAAGCAACGUGGGGAGACGAACACUGAGGUUUUCGCUAAACCAGCAUCUCGUCCUCAGCAGCUUGUUACAACAGAAAUGUUGGAGGAGGUGGCUAACAUUAACCAGUACUACAAGGAGCUUAAGGAAUCUGUGGUUAUCCAACACCCCGAAUCCAGUCUCAACCUCGUCCGCCAGAACCUGGUUCCGAAACUGUUUAAUUCCGUGAGGUCCUUCAGAACGUGGCAGAAAAUUCACAUGAUAAAUGAGGCCAGUAAACAGCCAUCCAGGCUGAACCUUGAAGAGCCCUCCACCAGUUCCAACUUUAACCCGCGUCAGGAGAGCUCCAAGAGAGCAGACCUCCUCGCCUCCAUCAAGGCACGCUCGUACGGCCAGGUGGUGGAGGUGGCCAAGUCCCGGCGCCACAGACAGGCGGAGCUUUGCUCAGCAGCAGAGGCCGGCCCACACGAAGACCGGCGGGUUGGACAGGAGCCAGGGGUCAAGCCUAUGGCAGUUGCAAGGCAUAGAUACCGAUUCACCAAUUCGCUGAGAUACCGUACUCUACGCCGUCUCUAUGAAAAUGGAGGCAUCCCAGAGGAGUUCCUCAAGUGCACCAAGCUGUGGAAACUAAGCCAGGCUGACGGUGAAGACACCCCGGAGAGGGUCGUGAAGCGCUUCACUUGGUGACGCAACCAUGAAACAUGCUGACUGGCUUGGACCAGCUGUACUACUUGGACCGUCCUUCUCUGAAUGUCUGUCUUUAGACUCACACAAUAAUGUUCAAUAAUGUAAAUCCUUUAUCAGGUCCUAUGUUGUGGGUGUUGUUUAUGAUGGACAGUGGUUGACCCACACAUGAACAUUUGCAAGUUCUGGAAGUUCUUUGCUACCAUGGUCAUUGCUGAGAAGAUAGAUUGUUAUGACCAGAAGGAUGGGUGUUAGUUUGUGUCUAGUUUUUGGUUAAUAUAAUGGAAGAGAAUGCCGUUUUUGUUGCAGUUUCCAAAUACAUUCUAGCCAAGUUUAACAUACCGGUAAUACCAAGAGAUGUAUGUGUGAGAUGCCAUAUGACAUAGCCAAAAAGUGUUAUGCUGCAUAAUGCUGCAUGCAUAGCUUUGAGUAUGUGGUGUCAUGUCUUACAAAUGUGAAAUAAAUGUUAAAUAUUUUUUAUAUACAGUA
Messenger RNA from Alosa alosa (allis shad), 1753 nucleotides. It is a transcript of the gene snapc1b, whose product is annotated as small nuclear RNA activating complex, polypeptide 1b. Gene Ontology annotation, cellular component: snRNA-activating protein complex. Gene Ontology annotation, molecular function: sequence-specific DNA binding. The transcript has 10 exons. Gene Ontology annotation, biological process: snRNA transcription by RNA polymerase III; snRNA transcription by RNA polymerase II. Lineage: Eukaryota; Metazoa; Chordata; Actinopteri; Clupeiformes; Clupeidae. The record is from RefSeq and is a predicted model, not a curated record. Bases 140 to 1267 code for a protein of 375 amino acids.